AACUUGGGUGUGCAGCAACUUGUGUGCAGCUGGGGUCACGCAGCACCACCGUACAGCACAACAUCAGGAACUUGCAGCUGCCGGCUUGGUACAGACCCACAAGAGGUGUGCUGGGCAUGCAAGGCGUUCAUGCUGCAGCUUGGGGCACCGCUAUUCUCUGUGUUGCGUCCUGGUCCAGGUGCAACCCCAGUGAGUGACAGCAUCUGUAUGGUGAUCUGAUGGGAACUGUCAUCUAUGUCCCUCUCAAUAAAGGAAAGACUAAAAGGAAUGAUCAUUCAGUUGCCUUGGAGAUGAUCCUUCUGCUGUAAAUGUAGGGACGAGGACUAAUGGUGUGGGCAGUAUGGAUCUAAUGAACGGGCAGUCAAGCAGUGUUAAUAUCGCAGCUACUGCUUCAGAGUUUUGUUUGUUUUUGCAGAAGAGUAGCAGUUCUGAAUCUUUGAGUGACAAAGGUUCAGCUGAACUGAAGAAGAGCUUUGAUGCAGUGGUAUUUGAUGUUCUGAAGGUUACACCAGAAGAAUAUGCCGGUCAGAUAACACUAAUGGAUGUCCCUGUAUUUAAAGCAAUUCAACCAGAGGAGCUGGCAAGCUGUGGAUGGAAUAAAAAAGAGAAAUAUAGUUCUGCUCCAAAUGCAGUUGCUUUCACCAGAAGAUUCAAUCAUGUAAGCUUCUGGGUUGUCAGAGAGAUUCUACAUGCACAAACGUUAAAAAUAAGAGCUGAGGUUUUGAGCCACUAUAUUAAAACUGCAAAGAAACUGUAUGAGCUGAAUAAUCUACAUGCUCUUAUGGCAGUUGUGUCGGGCCUACAGAGUGCUCCGAUCUUCAGGCUGACUAAAACAUGGGCGUUAUUGAGUCGGAAGGAUAAAGCCACCUUUGAAAAGUUGGAAUAUGUUAUGAGUAAAGAAGAUAAUUACAAAAGGCUUAGAGACUAUAUCAGCAGCUUGAAGAUGACUCCAUGUAUUCCCUAUUUAGGUAUUUAUCUGUCAGACUUGACGUAUAUCGAUUCUGCGUACCCAUCAACAGGGAGCAUUCUGGAAAGUGAGCAAAGAACAAAUUUAAUGAACAACAUCCUCCGAAUUAUCUCAGAUUUACAGCAGUCGUGCGAAUAUGAUAUUCCUCUGUUGCCUCAUGUCCAAAAAUAUCUAAACUCAGUUCAGUACAUAGAAGAACUACAAAAGUUUGUAGAAGAUGACAAUUACAAACUUUCAUUAAAGAUAGAACCAGGGACCAGCACCCCCCACUCUGCUGCUUCCAGAGAAGAUUUAGUGGGCUCUGAAGUCGGAGCAUCUCCACAAAGCGGACGGAGAAAUGUUGCAGCUGAAGGAGCCUUGCUGCCACCAACUCCCCCUUCACCAAGAAAUUUGAUUCCACAUGGACAUAGGAAAUGUCACAGUCUGGGAUACAAUUUCAUACACAAGAUGAAUACGGCUGAAUUUAAAAGUGCAACGUUUCCCAAUGCAGGACCAAGGCACCUACUGGAUGACAGCGUCAUGGAGCCUCAUGUCCCAUCCAGAGGGCAGGCAGAAAGCUCUACUCUUUCUAGUGGAAUUUCAAUAGGUAGCAGUGAUGGUUCUGAACUCAGUGAAGAGACAUCCUGGCCAGCAUUUGAAAGGAACAGGUUGUACCAUUCUCUCGGUCCGGGGACAAGAGUGUCACGAAAUGGCUAUCGAGGCCCCAUGAAGGCCAGCAGCUCUCUAGAAUCUGAAGAUUUGGCUGUUCAUUUGUAUCCAGGAGCAGUUACUAUUCAAGGUGUUCUCAGGAGGAAGACUUUGUUGAAAGAAGGCAAAAAACCUACAGUAGCAUCUUGGACAAAAUACUGGGUAGCACUGUGUGGAACCCAACUCUUUUACUAUGCUGCAAAAUCUCUGAAGGCUACCGAAAGAAAACACUUCAAAUCCACACCAAGUAAGAACGUGUCAGUGGUGGGCUGGAUGGUGAUGAUGGCAGAUGACCCUGAACAUCCCGAUCUCUUCUUAUUGACUGAUUCUGAGAAAGGAAAUUCCUACAAAUUUCAAGCUGGAAAUAGAAUGAAUGCAAUGCUCUGGUUUAAACACCUGAGUGCUGCCUGCCAAAGCAACAGACAACAGGUUCCUGCCAACUUGAUGACCUUCGAAUAGCAGGCUAAUACAAAACAAACAAACAAAAAAAAGAACAUUUUAAACCAUCUCAUAAUUGAGAAUGAGGUCCUGAUGGAAAAUGUGCCAGCUGCAGUCUGUGCCAGAACAGAGUUUGUCAAGUUGAUCUGAACUCUGGAGCCCUGAACAAAACUACUAAUGGCUGGGGAGUAGAGUCCCCCAAAUGAAAAAUGGAGUUGCAACAUGAAUUGCCAUGGACCAUGCUUCAUUAAAUUCUCUGAACUGACUUGUGGAAACCACUGCCUUAAAGAGUGAAAGGAAAAACAACAAUGAAAACACCAAAUAGUGUGUGUGAAACUUCUGGCGGUGCUGUGCUUGAGUUAAAUAGAUUGUAGCUUGUUUGAGUUUCUUUUAACUUUAUACUAAUUUUGAAAAUAACUCACCUUUUUAGGUAUUCUUAAGAAAGCAAGUAAACUGGUAUUUAAGAGUUGUAUCAAAAGCUACGUAUGAACUGGGUAAAAGAGGUACUGCACACUGUAGAGAUGUUGUUUAGACUAUACCAGGAGUUCUCAAUGGGAGCUUGUCCCAGGCACACUGAGCCUGGAGCGAUGUCAUUUCUCUCAGACCUACAAGUAUAAGAAAUUUAACAAGUGCAAGUUUAAAAUAUCAGUAAGCUUGCAAACCUUAGUACUGUAUGGGAGCCGUAUUUCCUGCGAGUGGCACAAAGGCUGAGCACUUAACACACCAAAAAUGCUUUUGGUACGUUGAUACCUAAUUCCUGGUUAGAUCUCAAUUCACGUGUUUCUGGUGGUUGGCGGGUGUGCGCAUGCAUGUGUGUGAGAGAGACAAAACUAGAAGCGCUGUUGGGUCAGAGCCAAGUGCUUUCUUUCCAUUUGUUUCUGCACGUCACUCACCUACAUAUGAAGGUUGAAUGACAAAAAAAAUCCACCACCACCUUGGUAUAAUUCAUGAUGACAUUUGACUUCUCUGGGUAUCUGUUAAAUUAUCAGCUAGGGACCACUGUCAGUGUAUGGUGUUUCAUAAUAUCACUUAAAAUCUAUGUUUUAAAAUGAUAGAGGCACAAUUUCAAGCUUUCAUGUUCUUAUUUGGCAAUAAUUGAUUUUAUGAUGUGUCUUUGGUCAAAGAAUAUGACAUUGUGUGGUAUGGAUAACAUGGCCUAAAGUCGACCGUACAUACCGAAGCUUUUUUGAUCUUCAGGCAAGUAAUUUAUUAAAGUUGGGAUAACAUAAAGAGAAAAAAGGUGUGGGACUAUCAAAAUUCCAUCCUUGACAGGAACAAUUCUUUGUCACUGAAAUUCCUCACAGAAGAAAAAAAAAAAAAAAAAAGGCUUGUAAAAAGGGAACCAAUGUGUUUUAUUCAUAAACUUUGAUUCUUGCUUUGGCUGGGUUUCCUUGACAUCACCUAGAUAGUGUUUUCUGGAUGAUGAGUGUUUAUUUAAUCUUCAAAAAUAUGACCUUCGUAAAAACGUUGUCCAAAAUAUUUCUCUGAUAUCAGAACUUUGAAGUUUGUGGAAAAGUAGGAAAUGUUUCAUUGACUCUGUGGUUUAGUGGCCAUAAAUAAGCUUGCAGAUUCCACCAUGAAUACUCCUUUCCAAAAAGAAACAAACUACCUACCAGUUUGUGGCAGAGUUCUCUGACUAUUUAAUAAAGGUUUCUACUAGGAGUGAUUAUUUUGAAAAUGUACAUUUCUCUUGCAUAAGAGUAGAAGCCCGUAAAUUCACAUUUAAUUUUUUUUCCAUAGUUAAAUUAAUCUCUAAUGGACAUGAUUAAUUUCUGAUUUCUGGGGAGAAAAAAUAGAGAAGAAUAAACCAGUCGCACACUUAAAGCAAAUAAAGUCACACACGCUUGGUGAUGUGGAGUGAAAUGGUAAUAGGCUGGGUUAUGUUUCUAAAAUUGUUCUUGUGAAUUGGCUCUUGGUAGAAGGAAAACAGUAGAAAGAUGCCUCUGUCAGAGUUGCACCACAAGCAGCGUGGGAAUUUGUGUCCCUCUGCAAGUUGUUGGUUUUUUUUUUUGCUUUGGAGAAUGAAUAGUCUGUUCUGAUCCUGAAGUCAUGGAUUUUGGAAAGGAGUCACUCGUGCUGAAUCCCUCUUCAACUCACACAUCGCCCCAGUUAACCCACGUUGGGUGUAUAGUGAAGACAACAUCUUCAUAGCCAGCAGUGUUACUGUAGUAGACUUUGCACAACUUCAGUUUUGUUCUUUUCGUUUUAAAAAUUAAUGUUUCUUCUCAACAAGUAAGUGUUUUUUAGCAAUGUGUGUACUUUUUUAAGCAUUGUGGAUAAUAGCCUGUGGAUUUUGAAUUUUUAAAUAAGCUAUUAUAGAUUCAUUGCAGCAUAACUGUAUCUGUUUUUCUGUCAGUGAAAGGAAACGUGCAACUGGGAGCCACAGCCUGACAUCACACAGCUUUACUAAAGACAGAGCCAGGUCAGGAGGUGUCAUUUAUUACUGUUUUUUGGUUUUUGUUUUUUUUAUCUUUCCAUCUGUUUUGAGUUAGGGCUUUAUGGUAGGAGGAUGGUGGGGAAAACAGUUCACAAAUCCUCAUUUACUGAAAUGUUGCUGUUACCAACUUUAAUUGUUCGUAGGCCUCCUCCUCUUUGGUUUUCUACCCUCAGAUACCCUGUUUUCUGGGGGAGAGAUUGAAUGUUGUGGGAGGAGUUUCUUAAAAUGUGUAGCCAAAGUUACUGGAGUGAUUAAUGACAGAAAACGGUAUUGGUACUUAUUGCAAUGAGUAUUUCAGUAGUUUCUUGUGGUUUAUCUCAUAUUUGGUCAACUAGCCUUACAGGGCAACACAGAACGAAUGAAAUGUGACCAAUUUUGUGAUAGAUCGUUCUCAGGAAGAUGCGAUGGUGGUUUGGUUCCAUGAGGGAAAGUUCUCUCAGCUAAGCUUUGGAAUGACUUGGAUGAGUCAAGUGCACUGUAAAGAACAUAGUAACAGUUUUUGUUUUGUUUUAUUAAAAAAAAAAAAAAAAAAGUUUAAAAACGUAAGUUUAAACCAGUGCUUACAAGACAGGGAUAGCAACAAGCUCACGUUAUCCAGGUAAGACCAUUAAAGACCGUUAUCCAGGCUAUUUCACUUAGUUUACAGUUUCUCUUCAUGUUUUGUUUUUGUUUUGUAAUGCUCUCAUUCUUUACCUUGUUAAAAACGAAAUUCUUCAGCUAAUAUUUGUCAAUUUAUUUCACAAUAUUUUUGACUUUGAAGUUAAAGAUGUCCCUUACAGUACCCCACUUGCAAACAUACGAAUGAAAAGUAUUCAGAGUAGAUCCUCAUAGCAAGGUUUCCCGUGGAAAUGUUAGUCACCUGCUGACUGCUAACCACUUUGUCAGCUAAACUGCCUUGGGAACAGCUGAACAGUUUGUGAAAUUAGUGCAAUGCAUUAGAGAUAUAUGAUUGUCCUCGGUACUGGUUUUUGAAUACUUACUGGUAACUCUUAUUUUUCCAACUUAACCUACGAAUUUUUCCGCAGUUUUUCAAAAUUCUCUCCAGUGUUCUUAGAAAGCAAGUAAGAUUCCAUUUUGAAAACUUCUGAUAAUUUGAAUAAAUAUAGCUCAUCCCAGACAUGUAUUUUAUUUUGCAGACAUUUCAUGCCACAGGGAUAUUGCUCAGGCUGCUAUGAUUCAUUAAGUAUUUAGGUGCAAGCUGUAUGUGUUGAAACUACAAGUACUGGAUGAAUGCAUAUAAAUCCCUAAUGAAUGAGUUUUAGCACCCAGCUUUGAAAUUGUAUUAGUUAGCUUUUUAAAUUACUGUAAAAAUCAUAUCCUACUUAAGGAAGAUCUGUUAAGGAAAUAAUAGCAGUGGAUUGCACAUUAAGCAGCCCACUAGUUAUGCAGUUGUUUUAGCCUGUUGCUUGAGGAAUUGGCAUCUUUUGGGGAAUCAGUUCAUUAACUUUCCUCCUUAGAACUCAACUGCAGAAGAGUACUUGAACUUUUACCAAGAAAAGCAUUUAUACAAGUGUUCAUAUUUGAAAACAUAUUGGCAGGAAAGAAAAAAGCAUAAAAGAACACAGCAGGAUUUUAUUAGCCAUCUUUUCCUCACUAGAAGUAAAUUCAUCUAAUCUAAUUUUUCCUGCAACAUCAGCCUCUUCUAUUUGCAUUUUUAUAUUUUCACCAAUACAGUCCUCUUCUAUUAGUAUAAAACAUAACAAAUGUUGAAAGGAAAUGCUUUCCCUUCCAGCAAAAGUAAUUGCUUUUUUUUUUUUUUGGCUGCUAAGAAGAUGCUCUAGGAGGUUAGAUCCUUUUCAUAAAUGGCAAAUUGAUCUCGUGGUUUUGGUUUAACUUUAGGAAAUCUUGUGCAAAUCAAGAUAAAUCAUGGGAUGUCAUUUCUUCUGGCUCUGUCAGUGACAUUUUUCUUCCUUCUUUGCCCUUUUGAUUUUUUUUAUGCUAACUUACCAAUCAUUUCCAUGGCUGGCUGUAGCGUGCUGCCUGUUACAAGAUCAAGACACCAGGGCUCUUAUAAAUCACAUCAGUCAAUCGCUUACUCUCCCAACAACGUGAAGUUUUAAAAGCUUUGUUAUUAUUUGUGUAUUGCCAUUUUCCUUCCAUUUUUUCAUUUAAAAAUGGCUUGUGGAUAAGAUGAUUUGGCUUGGGAAAGUUCUAAUUAAAAGAAUCCAUGAGUAGAUACUGAAUUUGUAGCUUAUCCUCUUUUUAAAGCCGUCAUUCUAAUUUGUUAUGUAUCGAGAGAGAGUGUUUCGGAUUUAAGGAGGACAUUUGUCAGUGCCUUAUUAUUAACUCGAAGACCAAUCCUGUUACUUCAGUGCUGAGAGUACCAUAAUGGCAGACUUGUGUACUGUGUCCUUGAGGUAACAAGGGGUAACAUUCCUUACAGUCAUUAUGUUUCUGCAGAAGAAGUUAGUUGCUUUGGUCAAUGUAAAAUAGUUGUGGCUUGAGUUUUAGUAUUUUUUUUUUCCUGUAUAGCCUCUAUUUAGGAAAAAUGCAGUGGAAUUUGGUAGCCUGGGUUUGUACAGCUUUUAUCAGAAGUAGCCCAGACUUCUUGAAAAAUAAUUUAUUUUAAUUUUGGUACAUCUCUAAAUGGAUGUAGGAGUGGAGAAAAAAGUGAAAAGAGUUGUCCAAGUCAUGGCCUGGAGCAUAUGAGCUUAAGAGCUCACACUAUUAGAAACGAGCAUCCUUUUCUCUCUCCCAUUUCCUUUGGUUUAAGCAUUGAAGAAUGUAAUUAUGAGAUGUAUUUCUUACAAGCUUUUUGUUAACAUGAAAGCUACAGGAAAAAAAUGUUUUGGGGAUGAGAAACCUUGAAUAAAUCUAUAAUAUUCUUUCAUCCUAUCCCGUAAGCUCGGUUUUGUGUAUUGUAUUUCUAGUGCCGACACUAGGCAAAGAGUGCUGUCCUUCAGUGAAACAGCUGCUAGAGACUGAUUUAGUAGCCAGACUUUAUAACCCUUGGAAAGAGAAACGGAAGAAAGAAUAUGUUGUUCUUAGGCAAUUAAAUGGUUUGUUUUCCUAGAAUGCAUCCAUAUAAAAACACGGUAGUUUUAGUAUAGUGGUAAUAAAUUCAGGUGUCGGAAAGGAAAGGAUAGUUUGAAAGUUUAUCUUACGCUUUCUGAGAGUCUUUGCAGAUGACAGGCGGGUGAGGUGAAGGGAGAAAAGACCAAUUAUUUAGUUUAGCCAGGCAUGUUGCAGACCAGAGCUGACAGGUUUUCUUGAGGUUAUGUUACUGAGAAAAAAGGUGUAAGGAAAUGAAGCUCCAGCAGAUCAUGGCGUGGUUAUGGCUGUUAGCCUGAUCUUGCACUUGAAUGACUAAAAGCAUCGUGAAUAUUGCAUUUCCUUUUAGUGAUUGAUUUGCAUACUAGUUCUCGUUAUUUGGAUAGGUUCUGGCCUUGAAAUGUGUUUCUUGAAGGUAUCUUUUACCAUUUCAAAGCUGUUCACAGAUAAAACGGAAAAGCUGUGUAAAUCAAUGAAGUAAAUGUUGAAAUAAGGGGUCCUAGGGCGCCUUGUUUACAGGUGCCUCUAGCUCCUUGUGUACAGGAGUAUAUCUGUUCAAAUCUACAGUACUGAAGCAUAAAAAGCACCAGGAAAUCAUAUCUAAGUUUUAUAAUAAUCCUUUAAGGACCAACCAUCACUGGAGGGGGGAUCAAGGCUGUCAUGCAGUAAACACAAGCCGUUUUUAACAUUCCCUGCUGGUGUGCGGCAUUAAUGGCGAUAGAGCGAUUGCACUAUGAUCUCAGCAAGUGAUGUGCAGUUUGGCUGUCCUCUAGCCUUUUUUCUUCAACAUUUUUAAUACUUUAUUCUCUUGUGUGUGCGUGAAAAUUGUGUGUUUGCAUAAGCUAGUUUAAAUGAAUUUAAGUACAGGUUUCAAAAAAUCUUUCCUACUAAAAUAAAUGAUUUAAAAGAUG
Oxyura jamaicensis (ruddy duck) is the source of this 8431-nucleotide messenger RNA. It is a transcript of the gene RALGPS2, whose product is annotated as Ral GEF with PH domain and SH3 binding motif 2. The transcript is spliced from 20 exons. Gene Ontology annotation, cellular component: plasma membrane. The coding region runs from base 341 to 2113 and encodes 590 amino acids. The record is from RefSeq and is a predicted model, not a curated record. Lineage: Eukaryota; Metazoa; Chordata; Aves; Anseriformes; Anatidae. Gene Ontology annotation, molecular function: guanyl-nucleotide exchange factor activity. Gene Ontology annotation, biological process: Ras protein signal transduction; positive regulation of GTPase activity.